Symbiodinium sp. CCMP2592 is the source of this 2045-nucleotide messenger RNA. Lineage: Eukaryota; Dinophyceae; Suessiales; Symbiodiniaceae. The record is from the annotation of a GenBank genome assembly.
GUGUGUAUUUCUCCAUGGAGGAGCACCUGCAUCGCGCAUGUGGGCUAACCUGCCCAGCUGACAACAGUGCUCGUUUGCCCGAUGCUGUUUGCCGCAACAUUUUUGCCAUGCUCACGGAAGGCCCAGUGGCUGUGUCAAAGCGGCGGAUGCUUGAACUGAAAAAAUUGAAUGACCGGAUGGCGGUGCUGUCUGCCACUGAGAAAGAAACAGGUUUUCCCGACAUGUCAGUGGUCGACCUUCUUACCGACGGUGUGCCCUUAGUUGGUCAGGAAGCUGAGUCCCCUUUGUUUGCAAAGCGGCCGAAGCCCAUGGACCUUGAGCCAGAUCAGCUUAAAGCCCAGGCCCUACUGCGGCGGCGCGCAUUGCAGAAGAUGAAAGGACUUGUUUCCGAACAGGAUUACAAGGCGAUGAAAGAUGAGACUUCCGAGGAACUGGCAGCGGGUUUCCUCACGGGUCCAUACCACUCGGAGCAGGAAGUCAGCGACAUCUUGAAGACCGAUGCAUGGUCGCUCUCGCCUCGUUUCCUGUUGAGGCAGGGCGAAGACGCCAAGAUAAGGAUAAUUGACGACUUUAAAAUGUCGGCGGUUAACAGGGCCUUUGGUUCCUCGUCUUUCCUAGAGCUUCAGGAUACGGAUUACGCGGUCGGCCUCCUGAGGUUCCUUUCCCGUGUGCUGCAGGAUCGCUCCAAGGUCCGGGUCCCCUUGUCUGAUGGCACCGUGCUCGAGGGGAACUGGGAUCCCGAGAUGCUCCGCCAGCCCGCUCUGCUCGGCAAGACGCUGGACUUGAGUAAAGCCUAUCGCCAGGUGAGCAUCCAUCCUUCCACGAGGGAGCACGCUGUUCUUGGCUUCCCCGACCCACAAGGCAAGUGGGAAUUUUACAUAGCCCAGAGCCUGCCUUUUGGAGCUGCUGCAAGCGUGUAUGGGUUCAACAAAGCAGCACUUGCGAUUCUUCACAUCAUGGUUGUCAAGUUCGCUGCAAUCGCGACCGACUUUUACGACGACUACACUGUAUAUGAAUUUCGCCCAGCUGCAUUCCUGCUGGACAAAGUCCUGAUGAGGCUGCUGGACCUGCUAGGGUGGACCUACGCGAAGUCUGGGCGGAAGUUUGUGCCGUUUGACAACAAGGUGGUCUCCUUGGGUGUUUCUUUGGGCCUUGACGAGAUAUGGGGAGGCACUCUCAAGGUCGAGAACAAAGCGGGACGUCUUGAAAAGAUUGCGGAGCUCCUCCGAACAGUCGCCCAGGGCGGAGCUGUGACGAGAUCUGAUGUGGCCUCGCUGCACGGCUUGAUCAACUUCGCGGGUGGACUGAUUAUGGGCUUCGAGCUGAAGCCAACGUCGCGAAUGCUGUCCCGGGCCUUGUCGGGGCCUUUCCAAGGAAGUACACUCGAACUUCGACUGGCUUGUGCGUUGGCUCUGGAUGUCAUUGCGCAGUGCAGGCCAAAGCGCUGCCCAGCUACAAUUCUGCCGCCGAUUGUGCUCUACACUGAUGGAGCCUUCGAGAAGGGGCGAGGUGCCUGGGGCGCGGUUCUUGUAGAUGCUUACACGGGCUCCCGAUGGGUCUUCGGGGGGGAAGUCUGCCAGCCGCUAAUGGGUCACUGGGGCAAGGAAGCUGGGGCCCAAGUGAUUUGUCAGGUUGAGGCCUAUGCUCUGGCAAUAACCUUGUUCGGGAUUCGCGGAGUGCUGAAAGGUCGCUCAGUCUUGGCAUGGAUUGACAACAACGCCUGCCUUUAUGGUUUCGUAAAGCGAUACUCCCCCUCGGCUUCCAUGAUGCGCCUCAUCUCCUUGGUGGCUUUGAUGGAGAGUUCCAUGGAGGCGCUUCUCUGGUUCGAGCGGGUCCCCUCUAAGAGUAACCCGGCGGACCUCCCAUCGCGGGGGCAGUUUGCAGAGGCUUGUGAGCGCUUUCGGGCCAUAAACAAAGGUGAUGUGGCAGCCACUGAUACGAUGAUGGACUUCGUUCGUGCUCCCCACUACGAGCCUAAGCUGGCUCAGGCAAUUCUUACAUCGGCUAGGCUGGAAGCUGAUUGGGCACAGGAAGUGCUGCAGUGA